Molecule: messenger RNA, 726 nt
Organism: Meloidogyne enterolobii
Lineage: Eukaryota; Metazoa; Nematoda; Chromadorea; Rhabditida; Meloidogynidae
Source: the annotation of a GenBank genome assembly
AUGUCUGAAGAAAUUCAGAAAGCAAUCCAUGUUUUGGAAAAUGAGUACAAAACGAGGAAGGAAGCUUUUGACAAAUGGAGAGAAGAGCAUGCUGCUCUAUCAGACCACAAAGAAUUUGGCAUUUAUGUUGAUCAAUUCCGUAAUUGGGAGCGUACAGUUUUAGAAAAUAUGAACAAUCUAAAAACAGCUCUAAAUAAAAGUAAAUCUAUCGCAAAACCAUCAGAAUUACCAACUGUUGAUCUGGAUACCCAAUUAGAAAACGUUUUAAAAGACGUUUCCUUGCCUCAAUUUGUAGUAAUUGAAGAAAGUAGAAGUACUGGGUUUUCAAACCCAAUUUUGCCUCAGAAUGCUGUUAUUUCGAGUCGAUCAACACCUUCUUUUGGUGGUUAUCAUCAACCUUCCCCAUUAGCUUCAGCUAGCGCCUCAGUUCAUUCAUCGGUUUCGAAUAAUUCUUCUGGAAUUUAUCUUCCACCAACACCCCAACAACAACAGCCUCCUCAACUUGUUGUCCUUUCUUCUGCUCGUUAUGGAGUAAGUGGUACACCUCCAACAAGUUCGUUGGCAACAAGCGGAUAUAGUAGCAACACACAAAUGUCUAAUUAUGGAUUUCUUCCAGAGGGAUGGCGAGUUGACCCUGCUAUUCGCAAACAACCGAAAACCGCUUCACCAAUCAGAGAAUACAGAUCACCUAUAAAUUUGCCCUUCAAAGAUUUUAGUCAAAAUUGA